AUGUCUGACUUAUUAUCUUAUUCUAUUAUGAAUAACAACACUACUACUACUACUUCCACAAAUAACAAAUAUCAUUCAAAUCAUACUAAAACUGUAUUACCACCAAUAUCAUCUAUUACUAAUCAAUUACCUCCACUAGGGUCUAUUAUUACAUCUCCAAUUAGACCUUCAACCAUUAACAACAAUUCCAAUAUUAAUUUACCUACAUUAAAUCAAUACUAUGAUAGAUCAUACACUACUACUACCUCCACCACCACCACAAACAAUGGUUUAACAACUCCUUCUCCACCUCCAUUAAAAUAUUCUUAUAGUAAUAAUAAUCUUACUGAAGCUAAUUUAUCUAAAUUUGAAACUUCAAGAAAUUGUCAUGGAUUAGGAUUAUUAAGUUCAGCAGUAUUAUAUCAACAACAAAAUAAUUGUUCAACUUCAUCAUCUUCAUCAUCUUCAUCACCUAAUGGAUUAACAUUAGUUACUCCUCCACCUUCAUUAACAUCAAGAACUUCUUCAAUUUCUUCUAUUUCAACUCCAUCAUCUCCUCAUAUAAAUGAUAUAUCUAUUACAAAAACCUCAACAAUCACACCAACAACCUCAAAAACCUCAAAAACUUCAACAAUUAUACCAACAUCAAAGAAUCAAUGUCAAGUUCCAACUAAAAGAAGACAAAGAUUAGGUCCAUCAUGUGAUUCUUGUCGAAUUCGUAAAGUUAAAUGUGACGCUGAAAUUCAAAUCAUUAAUGAAGAAACUAUUAUUAAUGAAUAUUGUUUACAAGUUGAUGAAAUUAAUGAAAUCAAAUCUGGUAAAAAAAAAUUAUUAUUAUCAUCAUCAUCAUCAACAACAACAUCAUCAACAUCAUCUAAUUGUUUAGAAAAUGGUGGGACUACUACUACUACUAAUAACAAUAAUAAAGCAAUAAAAAUUGAAUUAAUUUAUAGUCAUGGGAAAUUUAUUAAAUUUAAAAGUUGUCAAAAUUGUAUUUAUAAAUUAAAUGUUGAUUGUUGUUUUAAAAAUGGUUAUACUAAAGAAGAUAUUUUACAUAAUAAAAAAUUGAAAAUUUUUCAUCCUGUUACUACUACCAAUACCAAUACCAAUACCACCACCAUCAACAGUAAUAGUAAUAGUAAUAGUAAUAGUGGUGGUGGUGGUGGUAGUAAAAGAAUUAUGAAAAAGAAAUUACAAAAAUGA
Candida dubliniensis CD36 is the source of this 1182-nucleotide messenger RNA. RefSeq names its product Sut1p (gene SUT1). NCBI's taxonomy places the organism in Eukaryota, Fungi, Ascomycota, Pichiomycetes, Serinales, Debaryomycetaceae. Bases 1 to 1182 code for a protein of 393 amino acids. The record is from RefSeq and is a predicted model, not a curated record. Gene Ontology annotation, biological process: regulation of DNA-templated transcription. Gene Ontology annotation, molecular function: zinc ion binding; DNA-binding transcription factor activity, RNA polymerase II-specific. The transcript has a single exon.